GGCUGGCAGUUACAAAUGGAUGUUCAGUAUGUACGAAAGCUCAACUCCUGGAACUGGGCUACCGUAAUUCAUAACAUCUCAUAUCAUCCUUCAAACUUGGCUAAAGCAGGUCAGCUUGGAGUCUUAGUCCUUCCUCUGGGUGAUGUCACUGCUCUGGAGGACUCCUCCCCUCUACCUGCUCUGGAGUAUAAAGGGAUACUUGUUUCGCAGAGGAGCCACAUCACUGACUUUGAGGCAUUGGCUCAAGUAAGUGGCUGCGAUUCCACCAGCUUGAGAAGCCAAGCAUCCGUCCGUCCAUCCAGGCGUCUGUUCUCAACUCAAGAGACAAGGAGCACCAAACAACGAUCCACCACCACCAUCACCACCACCAUGUCAGCUGGAUUGGAGCUCAUAGGGAUCGUCUGCAGCAUUCUUGGAUGGCUCCUGGCCAUCGUCUCCUGCGCCCUUCCCAUGUGGAGGGUCACCGCCUUCAUCGGCUCCAACAUCGUCACAGCCCAGAUCAUCUGGGACGGCCUGUGGAUGAGUUGCGUGGUCCAGAGCACCGGACAGAUGCAGUGUAAAGUCUACGACUCCAUGCUGGCCCUGUCCCAAGACCUCCAGGCCGCCCGAGCCCUGACCGUCAUCUCCAUUCUCCUGACCGUCCUGGCGGUGCUGGUGUCAAUCGCCGGAGCCAAAUGCACCAACUGCAUCGAGGACGAGUCAUCCAAGGCCAAAGUCAUGAUCAUCGCUGGGGUGCUGUUCAUCAUAGCAGGGCUGAUGCAGCUGAUCCCCGUCUGCUGGUCGGCCAACACCAUCAUCAGGGACUUCUACAACCCUUUGCUGACCGACGCACAGCGCAGGGAGCUGGGGGCAGCUCUGUACAUCGGCUGGGCCGCCGCCGCCCUGCUCAUGAUGGGAGGAUCCCUGCUCUGCUGCUCUUGCCCUCCGCAGGAGAAGAAAUACAAUCCCUCAAGAAUGGCCUACUCGACCCCUCGCUCCACAGCUGCCGGUGGGUACGACCGAAGAGACUACGUAUGAAUGGAUGAAAGAGAAGAACUUUGAACUGAUCUUAUACACACCUUUUUUGGUGUAGAACCUUUCCUGACAAGGGUAUAUAUAUAUAUACUUAUAUAAGUGCCCUCCCAGACUCCAAAAUGUAUGAAGGAGAACGUUUAUUGUUUUGCGUUUUUGCAUUUUUUUUGUCAGGGGGCUAUGAAAAGAGUUUGCUCUCACAACAAGUCACAGCUAUGAAAUGUAGCUAAAUGAUGGCACUGAGCGAUUUCGUAGGGCUUGUUUUGGGGAAAUGUUUUAAAAAAGUUUCUGACUUUUAUAUACAUUGUUUAUAAGAUUGUUAAGAAUCUUAAAUGCUUAAGUCUAUGUUAUAAUCUGUAAAUGGUAAUGCUCCAACAACAAGCCUACCAACCCACAAGAUUAAUGUUUUUCACUGUUUUGUUUUUUGUUUUUUUAUCUAAAAAAAUACAUUUCAAUAUUAGUUUAAAAAAAAGUAUUUUGCCUUUGUACGACUUUAAUGUGCUCGUUUAUAUGUAUCACUGCUUUAUCUCUGAGCGCUUGGCAAAGAUUCGAGGACAAAAGAAAGAAAAAAGAAAGAAAGAGUUACCUGAGCUGCUGUACAUUGUAGUUCGCCCUACACAAGGGAGGCUUGUGGAGCAGCAAUGUGGGAAGAACGCCAGGAGACACAAUGUGAGCACCUCAUUGUGGGCAGCCAAGCAGAGAGGAACAUUUGUGUCAAGCUGUGCCUACAGUGGAAAAGACGGUUCCCACAAAUCCAUCUUAUUCAGUUCUUUUUUAGAAAGAAAAGUGUGUAUUUUGUGUUUUUGCCUGUGUGUUUGAGUUUAUGUAUAAGGUGUAACAUUGUAAUAAAUUUGGAUUUUGUUAAAA
Molecule: messenger RNA, 1878 nt
Organism: Astyanax mexicanus (Mexican tetra)
Lineage: Eukaryota; Metazoa; Chordata; Actinopteri; Characiformes; Acestrorhamphidae
Product: claudin-3-like
Exons: 1
Coding region: 16-1017 (333 amino acids)
Biological process (GO): cell adhesion; bicellular tight junction assembly
Cellular component (GO): bicellular tight junction; plasma membrane
Molecular function (GO): structural molecule activity
Source: RefSeq, a predicted model, not a curated record